Messenger RNA from Cornus florida, 703 nucleotides. RefSeq names its product protein PEROXIN-4. The transcript is spliced from 5 exons. The record is from RefSeq and is a predicted model, not a curated record. NCBI's taxonomy places the organism in Eukaryota, Viridiplantae, Streptophyta, Magnoliopsida, Cornales, Cornaceae. Bases 93 to 566 code for a protein of 157 amino acids.
GCUACGAUGGUAUAUAUAGAUUUGUUUGUUUUUUGAGACGAAAACUCACCAAAGCAUCAAAACGAAUUGAACUCACCAAAGCAUCAACAGAAAUGCAGGCAUCAAGGGCAAGGCUUUUCAAGGAAUACAAAGAGGUGCAACGAGAGAAAGCGGUUGAUCCAGAUAUUCAACUAGCAUGUGAUGAUUCCAACAUAUUUAAGUGGACUGCGCUUAUCAAGGGUCCAUCAGAAACUCCUUUCGAGGGUGGUGUUUUCCAGCUUGCUUUCUCUGUCCCCGAGCAGUAUCCGCUGCAACCUCCUCAAGUGCGGUUCUUGACAAAGAUAUUUCAUCCAAAUGUGCAUUUUAAGACAGGAGAGAUCUGCCUUGAUAUCUUGAAGAAUGCGUGGAGCCCAGCUUGGACACUCCAGUCUGUUUGUAGGGCCAUUAUUGCUCUGAUGGCCCAUCCGGAGGCUGAUAGUCCACUAAACUGCGAUUCAGGCAAUCUUCUACGUUCUGGUGAUAUCCGAGGGUACCAAUCCAUGGCAAGGAUGUAUACUAGUCUUGCAGCCAUGCCCAAGAAAGGGUGAAAUUAACAAUUUUGUUGCAAAUUUGUCUUGGCAAUUGCUAGGGUUUUUCUAUUAUUGUGCAUGUAACUAUUGCAAUAGCACCAAAAGAAAUUGUAGACAACUUAAAUAACAAUAUAAUUGUUUGUCAUGCUUCUCUA